UCUUCCCUGGAGACUUGCAGAAAUUCUGGUGACCUGGUGAGAGCUCGGGUCCGCGGUGGCGCACAAUGGAUGAAAAGUCCAGGGCUAAAAUAUAGCACUGGGUGCUGGACACAGAGGGCCAAGCUGUGGUUCUGUCAUUGACUCAAUGUAAGACCUUUUGCCAGCCCAACAUCUCCCCUUGUCUAAUGUGCAAAAUGGGGGCACCUUCCCCUUCCUCUCUGAUGGGGGUCAGUGAGCUCAUGUGAAGCAUUUGGAAAUGCUAGAAGAUGCAGUUCUGCUGAAAUAUAGUCUUGUUGAUUAUCGUGACUGUGUUACGAAAGUCUCUAAGAAAUCCUAUGUAUGCAGUGAGACCUUCUGGGCACAGGUGUUUUGUGAGACAUGACCCUUUUACUCUCCUCCUUGUUUGUCUUUUCAGUCAGCAAGGAUGACACUGAUGUCUGUUUCUUCUGGUUCCCGUGGAGACCACAGCUCAUAGAUAGAGGGAGGGUUGUUCCUUAGCAACCGUCUCAGCUCUUCCUCAGCCUUCAUCCCACCUCCAUAGCUGGACUUGAGCAGGACCUGCCUGCUUGUACAAUUCACUGUGGCACCACAUCAGGGAUCAUGGACCAGGUGAGAGAGGGUGUGCUAGAGGUUCAAACUUCCCCUACACCUGAUGUGGCAGAAAGUGACUCUGUGCUGGCCAACAGCAGUUCAGUGGAACCUAAGGAAGGGAAAAAGGAGCGUCUUCCAGAAGGCUUUUGUCCCAGCAGACAGAGAACUUCCCAAAGGAGCUCUAGCAGAGCCUCCUGGAAGAUCCGCAAGGGCCCAGUGGCUCAGGGAACAGCAAAGGAUUCCACAUCUAUUAAACACCAGGCAUCUCCUUCUGCAAAGUGUGUUCAGCUUAAAAAACAGAGCAAACAGAGUCUCCAGGCCAAAACUCCUCCCAUGCAGAGUCUUGAUUUAAGAAGACUUGAAGAGGAAAUAGAAGAUACUUCUGCCACCAAAGAGCCAAUAGUGGGGCAUGAGCCAAGGCAGAGGAACAGCACUUACUGCCUGUCUGCAAUAUCCAGGCAGAGGGAAGCAGAAGACAUGAAACCUGUCUCAAAUGCCGAAGAACCAGUAGCAGACCUGCACCAAACACUGAGGUCUAGAGGGCCUGGAUCUUCCCGGAAGACCAUCAAAGCUAGCUAUGAAAAAGCCAAGAAGACCGACAGCAGAUUAAGUGCCAAAGAGUCCUUAGCAUCAUUAGGCCCAGAUAUGAAAGCAGAAUGGAAGCUUCUUCUGGAGAAGAGAAACAGCUUGAUCCAUACUAACAGCAAAUACAAAUUUGCCAGUGCAGAUGAACUUACCAGUGAUGAAGAGGAACGGCAAGCUCUGCGCAAGGCAGCAUUAAUCAUGGGACAGAAAAGACUCAGCGAGCGUACUGUAAUGCUAAAAAACUCCUUGAACUCUACAUCUUUUGAUGAUUACAACCAGCUGGGUUUUAACCUGAGAUCAAAUGUCUUCCAAGGUGGCCCACUGGAGAGCCGAAGCUUGAUGAAAGAUUCCUACACCCCUGAUAUAAUUCGGAAGGCAAUCAGGGAUCCCAAGAAUUGGCACGGGAGGAGGACUGAUGAGCUAGGGAAAUGGCAUCAGAAAAAUGCCCUAAAUCUCAACCUGCAGAAAACAUUGGAGGACAAAUAUGGGAAGAAAAAAGGCAAGCCUUAGAAGAUGAAGGUUGAGGAUUGGAGUGCAUUCAAUGUUUCCAGGCACAUGUCCAAGUCUUUCAAAUUAAGGAGACCGGCCAAAUGGCAGCUUGUAGAAACCUCCCUGUGGGUUUUCCUUGUGCAUCAGAACCAAGUGGCUCCUGCCUGAGCACACGCCACUCGAGCUUCAGCUGAACAGCGCAGCUCUGUAGGAACACUCUGUUCUCUGUGUUGCAUCCAGCGCUGAUGACCAACAUGACUCCAGGUACAUAAUAAAUGCUGUCUUCAGAGACCGCAGCAGGUCCUAAUCCAGAAAACAUGUUGCUGAACAGAAAUCUACUGAUGUUGUUUGGCAUACUGGAAGCAGGCAGUUCAGGGCACGGUUAGCUAAUACACAAAACAUAACGUGGGCUGAAUCAGCACAUAGAUUUACAGAUCUAUUUCUAAUAGACACUAGACAUUCUAAUAGACAUUAGAAAUAGAUAUUAGGGCAGGCAGAAAGGCUCGUGAAGAGACUAGAUCAGAGGGGGAACGGACUACACUCUGCCACAAACUGUGUUGUUUGCCUCCUGCAGUGGAGUAAAGUCACUUUGUACACUUUUUACAAAUUAAAAUAUUUCUAUAAGUACUUAAAUAGUACAAAAUAGUUGGCAUUGUAUAAUGCAUUCAAAUAGGUGAGAGCUGUUUGAUGCCAGAUGAACAUACAAGCGGCAAUCCUUCUUCAUCUUCUUUGCUUUGCCAAACGUUACAGCUUGUCUGAGAGGUGACACACCGAAAGCUGCAGCGAUAACUGAGAUGAUAGCUUUCAGUGAGACAGCGCAGCUACUGGGAGCAAUCAAUACUUGAAGUCUCUGAGGGCUGAACAGACUAAUUUAGCCAGAACCUUGGCAAGGAGCAUUACCCUGUGUGGCACUCUGUUGACUAGAGUGCUUUGGGUACCCAAACAUGCGUAUUUAAAGCCGGCUUUGGAAUCUCCAAGUAGCAUGUCACAUGCGGUUAGACAAGAACAAGGCUGAAGUAAGUGCUCACUGCGGCUGAAAUCUCCCUUCUACCCAUUCCUCUGCUUUCAGCAGUUCAUUCCUUUUUGCUUGUUUUGUGCUGGUGCUGGCACUUCCCUGCCCACACUCUGAACUGAUUCAACUUGAUAAUCCAGCAGAAAAUCAAUACAGAAGAAAAAAGCAGUUAACAGGUUAACAAAUGAAAUUUUCUAAGCAAAGGACCUUGUUGCAGGCAAGGCAGUGGGUGAUGGGGUAUGCAGAUGUUGGGGAAGAGGAGUGGAGGGGGAAAUGGCCUUUCACUGCCUUUUUUAUGCAUUGAAAAAUUAGUUGGCCUCUGUUAUACUGUCUCACUGAACUCAGCACCCCGCAACAUAGGUAGCCUGUAUUUAAGUGAUUUUACAAGGUCUGAUCAUUGGGUGGCAGCUCUGAGCCAAUGUUUUUAUCUGACAGGGCAGAACUUGGAAAAAAAAAAUGGGUUCUUCUCUGGUUUAGCUAAACCAUUCACCAAAAUAGCUAAGGACUGUUUCAGUCAUCUAUUAACAGUCAAUGCACUUGAAAUAUAGAUACUCAUACUAUAGCAAUUUGAAAUAGAAGAGACAAAUUGCAUCCAAGCUUCUGCAGCACUCUCCUCGUACCUUCUAGUUUUUCCUGCAGUAAUGGGUGUUUUGCAGUUUAGGUUUAUGCAUCCCUGCAGUUGAGGCACAGAUCAUUUUGCAGGAUAUCAGUUUUAAUAAAGAUUUCCUGUUCUCCAGCCAAUCUUUUUUUUUUUUUCUUUUCAUUUAACCCUUUGACUUCUGCCUAUCUAUCUCAUGCUAUCCUGAAGGAUUUCAACCUUUAGUAUCUCCACUGCAAAUGAUUUUGAAUGGUUCAUUAAAGAAAUGGUAACAACUGUAAGAACAGGAGAGAGUCACUGCAAGAACUCUGAUAAGAGUCUUCAGCCUGCUAUUAAAUUCAAUCCUUUAUGCUGUAAAGCUUGUACUGAAAUAAAACUUAAAUUCAGAGCUACAUCUAUCCUGAGGUAAGCCCAGUAUUCCUAAAAGAAUGAGUUCUUACU
Messenger RNA from Aquila chrysaetos chrysaetos, 3716 nucleotides. It is a transcript of the gene CIMIP4, whose product is annotated as testis expressed 33. NCBI's taxonomy places the organism in Eukaryota, Metazoa, Chordata, Aves, Accipitriformes, Accipitridae. The transcript has 7 exons. The record is from RefSeq and is a predicted model, not a curated record. Bases 601 to 1686 code for a protein of 361 amino acids.